AACAACUACACUCGAGGCACCACCCAUACACACGUGUUUGGGGGUGUGUGGAACUUCCGCUUUGCCUGUCCAACAAAGAUCAUUUUUCGAAGUCUAAAGUGCAGCCCCGAGUCUCUAACUACAGGAUAAUCACUCAUCUCUGUCGACGGGUCUGUCUCUGUGUGAUUAUUAGAUUUUUGACACCUAAUAUUUUUAAGGAAACAAACAACAACGGAAAACAUGAGUCACUGCGAAAGAGGAACUCCCAUGAGGACUCUGCUGGUCUCUGUGUUGAUCUCCUUGUCUGACGGAGCAGCGGACCAGUGGAGCAUCACUGCUCGACCUAAACAAAACACCACUCUGCCCUGUGAAGCUCCCAGCAAAACCCCCAUCAUAGCUGCAGAGUGGAGCCGACCUGAAAUGGUCUCGAAGUACGUCUUCUUUUACAGGGAUGAGCAGGCAGAUAAAACCAACCAGGAUCCAGCUUUUGAGGGCCGCGUGGAGCUGGCAGACCAUCAGCUGAAGAAUGGUAACCUGUCCGUAAUCCUGAGGAGGGUAACAGUCAACGACACAGGAACAUACGAGUGCCGAGUUAAACAGGAAGCCGCUGUCCGCAGGAAGAGGGCCUUUAUCAGCAGUGACCCCGUCAGCAUCGUCAAGCUGACGGUCAUAGAGUCACGAAACGCUGGAACUGGACAACACACAGCUGGUCUGUUAGUCUCAGUGCUGCCUGUGAUGUUUGUUUCAUUGUUGUUGUUGCCUUUUUGAGGAAAGUUUAAAGAAUGAGGGGCAGAAAAUCCAUCUCCAGCCUCACCGCAGGCUGAGCUGCAUUGCUGUGGUUCUGCUUUCUAUGGUUUUUCUGUUGCGAGGUUAGUUGCACCGUGCCGUAAAUAGCCGUGGUUCAAGUGCUUUUCGACUGCACAGCACAGUAAGAGUAGCACAGCUAAUGAGGCUCCAUUAAUUCUGCAAUAGACAUUUCAUCCCACAGUGAAGUUUUAAUCUGAAGCAGCAGGACAUAUUCGCUUCAUAUUAGCAGUAAGUCAGCACAGCUGUGAUGUGGCUGAAAGUGAUCAGGCAGGUGUCUUAGAGUCAGACAGGAACAGACGAGUGAAACUCAGCUUCAAACCACAGCGUUUAAGACAGAAGUUCAGAUGCUGAGGCGAGGGCAUCUGCUCUGCUACCUGCAGGACCACAUCAGUGUAGCUCUUCAAGAUUGUAUCAGUGUUUUUGCAUAAUCAAGUUAAUUUGUAUUAUUAUUCUAAGUAUUUGUUUCAUACUUAAGUGUUUUUGUCACAGGGGUCAAAAUGUGUGAAUCGCAUGUUAAAAUGUUUGAAAUAAAUGAUCAAUCUGCUCAAACCCAA
Molecule: messenger RNA, 1340 nt
Organism: Lates calcarifer (barramundi perch)
Lineage: Eukaryota; Metazoa; Chordata; Actinopteri; Centropomidae
Product: butyrophilin-like protein 8
Exons: 3
Coding region: 220-747 (175 amino acids)
Source: RefSeq, a predicted model, not a curated record